Saccostrea cuccullata (small rock oyster) is the source of this 2107-nucleotide messenger RNA. RefSeq lists its product as uncharacterized. Gene Ontology annotation, biological process: protein dephosphorylation. The annotation marks the transcript as partial. The transcript has 15 exons. NCBI's taxonomy places the organism in Eukaryota, Metazoa, Mollusca, Bivalvia, Ostreida, Ostreidae. Gene Ontology annotation, molecular function: protein tyrosine phosphatase activity. The record is from RefSeq and is a predicted model, not a curated record.
CUUAGCUUUUCGAGGCAUGAACAUGGAUGAGCCUUUUGAUGGGAAUCAAAGCACAUUUCAGACAAUUAAAACAGCAAACGUUCAGCUUGGAGGCAUUUUUAUCGUUUCUGCUAUGACUUUACAUGUUUUACGAGGUGAUUCUCCUCAUCUGACAAUAAAAGACUCCGGAAACAGAAUUUGUUACUCUGCUGUUCCAUCAACAACUACGAUUUACUUCGAUCGAGUGUUCAAAACAAAAAGUUUGUCAAUGUAUUUUAGUAAAGAAGUUACCAUUAAAGAAAUAGAGGUGUUCGGUGGUAAGAAUAUUGCCCUCUGGAAAGCUACUGAACAGUCGACAACUCUGAAUGAAGCUUACACGUCUGAUAAAGCUGUAGACGGUUUAGGUAAUGGUGAUGAUAUAAACACGUGUUCACACACAUCUGAACUUCCCUCACCUCCAACCUGGAACGUUAGUUUGGGGAAUAAUUUCUCUGUGACUUCAAUGUACAUUGUCAAUAGAAAAGACUUCGAAACACGUAUAAAUAAUUUUAUUGUGUAUGGAAAACAAGGAGAAGCGAUUAAAAAUAUUUACAAUGACACAUCCAGCGACAAAAGGGAUGUUAUCUGGAUUGAUGGACGGUAUUGGAAACCAGAGCUACUAAGUGAGAUUAUCAUCGACGGUAAAAAUUUAAAUGAUGGAAGGAAUAGAAAGAUAUUAACACUGUGUGAAGUUUUUAUAUUAGCAUGCAGGCCUUUGGAAAAUGGCGAUGAUGACUGCAAAGGAUUUUGUCCACAAAAAUGCCAGCAAAGUGAACUUUGUCUCAAUGAAAACUUUACGUGCCCGAAAUGCAUUCCCGGAUGGAGAGGAGAUUACUGUCAAAAUGAGGUGACGUGUAAUCAGACACCGUUGAUGAAAAACGCCCUGAGCUACAAUCCAAGAAAACUACAGUACUCCUUCAACGAAACCAUACACUACAGCUGUGCAGAAGGUUACAUUCUCAGAGGAUCUACAUACGCUGUCUGUGCUCAGAGUUCUUCUUUUCAGUACCAUGAAGGAGAAUCUUCUUGUGAAAAGGUGACGUGUAAUCAGACACUGUUGACGAAAAACGCUCUGAGCUACAAUCCAAGAAAACCGCAGUACUCCUUCAACGAAACCAUACACUACAGCUGUGUAGAAGGUUACAUUCUCAGAGGAUCUACAUAUGCAGUUUGUGCUCAAGAUUUUUCUUUUCAAUACCAUGAAGGAGAACCUUCUUGUGAAGAGUCGACUGCAGAAAUCAAAUCAAGAAUGAGUGUAAUUAUCGGCACCACAGUGGGAACAGUUCUAGUUUUUAUACUUGUAGUCAUUAUUCUAGUAAGCAUAAGAAGAUAUAAAAAGAAACCAAGCAUUUAUAGAGACAUUGAUGAAUGUCGAUCUAUGGAGAAUCUAGAUCACCAGUACGCUCAAGUACAACGGACGACUAUAAAACAAGAAAAUAUGAAAACAACGGGUAAGAAAAUCAAUGCAUCUUUUAAUAGACUAGCAAAAGUCUCAGCCAAAAUGCCGUACUACAACUUUGGCAUGAGCGAAGAUAAAACUGAAACAAGUCAACAUAACACGUAUUAUGAUUUCACAUCAAAACUAAAGUCUUCACCUACAGCAGUAAAAGUUUCCGACUUCAAGGAUUUUGUUGAUAUUAAAAGAAGAGAUAAAGAAUACUUUGAUGAACAAUUUCAAAAACUUUACUCUGGUCUUCAAUUUCCUGCAACUGUUGCUGUUACACCAGAAAAUAGACCAAAGAACAAAUACAAAAACAUAUAUCCCUAUGAUGAAUCUCGGGUCAAACUAGAGGGAAGUGGAAGGGCAGAUUGCAUAAAUGCCUCCUACAUUCAUGGAUACGGAACAGUGAGGAGUUAUAUUGCAGCACAAGGCCCACUAGUGAAUACGAUUGAUGAUUUUUGGAUGAUGGUUUGGAAUGAAAGGUGUGGGAAAAUUGUCAUGCUUACAAAUCUUAUCGAGGAUGACAAGGUGAAAUGUAUUCAAUAUUGGCCAGAAGAAGAGAAAAUAAAAGCUGGAAAUCUUACAAUAGAAAUGGUGGAUAUGGAGAAUUUCUCUGACCUAACGAUAAGAACAUUUUGCCUAAAUAAC